AUGGCUGGAACGCUGGUGCGCAAAGCGGCGGAUUAUGUGCAGAGCAAGGACUUCCGGGACUAUCUCAUGAGUACGCACUUUUGGGGCCCAGUUGCCAAUUGGGGUCUCCCCAUUGCUGCUAUCAAUGACAUGAAGAAGUCUCCGGAGAUCAUCAGUGGGCGCAUGACCUUCGCCCUCUGCUGCUAUUCUUUGACAUUCAUGAGAUUUGCCUACAAGUUGCAGCCUCGAAACUGGCUUCUGUUUGCGUGCCAUGUAACAAACGAGGUGGCCCAGCUGAUUCAGGGAGCACGGCUCAUCAACUACGAGAUGAGUAAGAAGGCAACUGCGUAGCAGUGCGAGGAUCGGCUCUGGAAAGGGACAGAGCCCCAGCACUGCUGCCACGAUGGCCACAGGUCGCAUCGGCAUCGAUGGUCUUGCUGAGAAGAACACGGAAUACCGUCUUUAAUUACCAUGCCAACAUUAUAGAAAAGGGAGAGUCCCCAAACCAACUCUCUCCUGCCUUAUCAAUGCUGAAAUUUGUCUUCAUCAAGAGUAGUUCAAAAUAUGCAACUAAUUUCAUAAUUUUGAAUGAUGGUUUUAUCUGUAGUAAUGUGUAUAUUAUCUAUUGGGAUUUGUGUAAUAAAAAUCUAAGGAACAAAGUUUUAUAACUAUAA
Messenger RNA from Microtus oregoni (creeping vole), 653 nucleotides. Its product is annotated as mitochondrial pyruvate carrier 1-like. The record is from RefSeq and is a predicted model, not a curated record. The transcript has a single exon. NCBI's taxonomy places the organism in Eukaryota, Metazoa, Chordata, Mammalia, Rodentia, Cricetidae. Gene Ontology annotation, cellular component: mitochondrial inner membrane. Bases 1 to 330 code for a protein of 109 amino acids. Gene Ontology annotation, biological process: pyruvate import into mitochondria.